Saccharomycopsis crataegensis is the source of this 1398-nucleotide messenger RNA. RefSeq lists its product as uncharacterized. The transcript is spliced from 2 exons. The record is from RefSeq and is a predicted model, not a curated record. Lineage: Eukaryota; Fungi; Ascomycota; Saccharomycetes; Ascoideales; Saccharomycopsidaceae. The coding region runs from base 1 to 1398 and encodes 465 amino acids.
AUGUAUUCGUCUGGAGAAAUUUAUUCACUCACCUUCAAAAUUCCAAAGAAAGAUGAAAAGAUACCAAAACUUGUACUUUCAAAGACAAAGUUUCCUUCUGUUAAAAAGAACGAUGCUGUGAAAAAAGUGAGCUAUGAAACCUAUAAAAUAAUUAGCUGUGAACAACAAUCCAUAAACUCUACAGUAGUUACGCCUAUCUCUCUGCAGGAAAAAGCAAUAUCGAUGAGCUUUCGGCCAAGAAAUCAGUUUAUCAUUGCCAGAAAUAUCAUCAGCAAAUAUCUUAGAGAAGAAGAAGAGAUUUCAAAUGCCUCUAUAUCCAAGGCUGCAGCGAAGAUUUGGAAAGAAUCUGACAAUAACUUUAGAUACUAUUUUGAGUACUUAGCUUAUUUUGAGAAUCUCUGGCAUCAAGAAAAGUUUCCAAAUGAUCUGUUGAGAUUCAAAACAAAAAACUUUAAGGAGAAGAUUAUGCUUGAGUCUAUAAAAGGAAAUACGAACCAUAGACAGAAUACGAGAAAAAUCUCUCCACAAAACAUCGAACUGCGCUCAAUUUUGAAUAAUGAUAAACAAUAUGUUGAUUUGUGUUCAACAUCAUACACCAAAGAGCAGACACAACAGAUUACUAAAAAAAAUUCAAGGCACUAUGAGUUUGAAAACAAAGAAAAGAAAAGAAAUUCAAAAAAAAAUUCAGAAAAACUAACUGGAAGACCAGAGAAGUUAUUUCUUUCUAAAUUUUCCGUUUCAAAAUCAACUACUAAAAAGAAAAGAAAGAUCAGCACGAAAGAGAAAGAAACUUCAAAGAAUGAAAAUCUACUUUUAUCCUUGAAACUUAUUGAAGAAAAUACAAUAUGCUCUCAAGAAAUUAAUAUGGGGGCUCAGGAAAGCAGUGAAUUCACUGGAUUUUUGGACCAAGAUUUACUUAAGUGCGAUGGACUGUCCUUCCCAUCACAAACUGAUUUACUCCCUCUACCAUUCUAUGUUGAGUACCAAAAUCAAGACAAAAUUGAUGAAGAUGAAAAUAUCUUCUCAAAAUAUCUGGAAUCGAUGAAAAUUAUGAAGAGUGAGAAUCAAUACACUAUUGAUCAGCAAAGCACCAUUUUGGGACAUGAAUUAAAUGAGAUAUUCAACAGUAGCAGUAAUGAGUGCCCUCCAGAACAGCCAAAUUUAGGGAUUGGAACUAUUAUUAACUCCCAUUUAGCGAUGGAUAAUAACCACCAGAUAAUGAAUCAAGACUAUCUAGUCCCCAAAGAUUUUAUUUCUAUGCAUCCUCAAGUAGACGAAAGAAACUAUCAGAAAGAAAGAUAUCUGGCUUAUCCUGCAGUGGCAUUCUGUCAAAUGGAAUUCUUAGAUUCUCUCAUGACAGAUAAAUCACUAGUAUUUGAGUCAACGGGUACCAAGUAA